Rhinichthys klamathensis goyatoka is the source of this 6000-nucleotide messenger RNA. It is a transcript of the gene tiam2a, whose product is annotated as TIAM Rac1 associated GEF 2a. Gene Ontology annotation, biological process: activation of GTPase activity; positive regulation of axonogenesis; small GTPase-mediated signal transduction. Lineage: Eukaryota; Metazoa; Chordata; Actinopteri; Cypriniformes; Leuciscidae. The transcript is spliced from 28 exons. The record is from RefSeq and is a predicted model, not a curated record. Gene Ontology annotation, cellular component: synapse; membrane. The coding region runs from base 302 to 5335 and encodes 1677 amino acids. Gene Ontology annotation, molecular function: guanyl-nucleotide exchange factor activity; protein binding.
UUCGGUUAGCAUUAACCCUCCAUGGGAAACUGCGGGGGUUCAGCUUCUGUCCUCAGAACAACAGAGAUGUAACUUCAGGUGGAUUUCUUAAGGAGUUUAUGCUAUACCAAAGAAACAAGAAGCACUGGCUUGACAGACAUCAGCUUUUCCCCUCACGCCGAAGCAGUGCUGUCCAGAGCAGGAGUCACUCUCCGUCUGGAGGGAGUUUCCACGUGUGCGCAUGUGCUUUUGUAUAACCAAGGACAGAAUGGCGACUGUGCAGACAUCAAGGCCAUAAGAGGCCUAACUGCCUUGAUCCAGGAUGGGAAACUCUGAGAGCCAGUAUAGCAUCCAGGGCUCUAGAAACAAUAGCUUCAUCAUCCCUGGCAGACAGAAACCCUACUCAUUCAAGGUGCACUCUGCCAAAGAAGACGCUGUAUCACCUCUUGGCUUUUGGAGUGCUGGUUCAGGAAUUUCUGCAUUGAAGUCCAGAAAUGUAGAUUGUGGUUCCUCCCCGUCGAAGAGCAGCCACACCUUUAUGUCCCGCCAUUAUGAUUACAUCACACAUAAACUAAAGAGUGGUGCAAAUAGUCAGUGGAAUGGGGUUUCAGAGGACUUGUUGCCUGAUGGCUGCUUGACAUUGCCUUCUAAAAAUGGCUGCUUGAAUGGCGGUCACAAGGAGAAGACAAAACCCGGUAAUAAUUAUGCUAUUAACACAAUGAAGAUGCUUGAGAAAAGUCCCAGGUUUGAGGAUAUUGAGGACCAGAGCAGCCCCAGGGUUGUUAUAAAGAAAGAUGGUAGUGUACGAGUAGAAUUCAACAGCAGUUCAAACAAUGCCCUUACUUUGGAUGAUUGCGCUGGACCAGUUCAGCUCCUCAAGUUUUCCCCUACAUUAGAGUCCAGUUCUAGCUUAUCUGGUGUAAGUCCCUCAUUAGACGCCCAUCUUGGAGCUGCUCAGGCUGUUUCCAGCUUCAAGAGCAGUAAAGGUAGCUCUCUGAGCUCAGAUGGCUCCUUGUACGACUUGCCUUGGGGGACCAGUGUCGAACUUAACGAUUCAGACAGUGCAUCCCCUAACAGCCAAAGACAGAUCAUUUCAUCAAACGUGGGGUUUUUGGAUGAGCCGUUGGCUGCCAAUACUACAACCAUCCUCUACAGGGAUCCCAGAAUUGCUGCCACCUUCUCUACGGUUAAGGAUUUGCAGUUUAUAAAUGACAGCCAUUUAAAGCACAGAUCCUCCUUUGUGUCUGUGAUGGAGGAACACUGUUCGGAAGGAGACUCAGAGGAAAAGCAAUAUUCCUCCUUCACCUUACCUUGUCGUAAACCUAAGCCUUUUCUAGACAAUAAUGGAAAGAAAGUGUCCAUCAGGAACAGAUUUAGGCGCAUCAGUGACUGGACUGGAAGUUUGACCAGUAAAAAGAAGUUUCAGGAUUCCAGGUAUAGCGAGUCCGUGGAUUGCUUUGAUAGUGGUGUGGAUGUCCUCACUGCAGAUACCAGCUCUCCCUCUCAGGUCUCCAGCUUUAAGACUCUCCCCAACGGCAUGUCUCAAACCCGCUCUCACUCUCUGACACUGAACACCUGCAGCGGCUCUGCUGGUGCCCUUCACUCUGGGACUGAUGUUUUGCGGCAGAACAUCUACAAGAACUUCAUGAGGGAGUUGAAGACUGGUCGGCCUCCAGAAGACUGGUGUGAGAGCUCCUCUGAGGAGAUCGAGAGCAGUAGUCAGGAAAUCCUAGGGUCUCUAGAGCAGCUGGACUUGCUGUUUGAGAAAGAACAAGGUGUAGUUAGGCGGGCCGGAUGGCUCUCCUUCAAGCCCUUGCUCACUGUACACAAGGACCACAAACUAGAGCUAGUGGGCCGUCGAAAAUGGAAGCAAUUCUGGGUCACUCUAAAGGGUUGCACAUUGCUGUUCUAUGAGACCUAUGGAAAAGCCUCUUCAGAACCAGAGUCUCCAUGCUAUGCCUUGUUAGCAGAGGACGGUGUAGUCCAGACUGUUCCUGAGCACCCCAAGAAAGAGAAUGUGUUCUGCCUCAGUAACACCUAUGGUGAUGUCUACCUUUUUCAGGCCUCCAACCAAACUGACCUGGAGAACUGGGUAACUGCCAUUCAUUCGGCUAGUGCGUCUUUGUUUGCGAAACGCUACGGGAAGGAGGACACACUGCGUUUGUUACGUGGGCAGAUCCGUGGUCUUCUCCAGAAGAUCGACAUGGAUGGCAAGAUGAGGAAAAUGGCGGAGCUGCAGUUGUCCAUCGUUGGUGACCCCAAAAAUAGAAAGGCUAUUGAAAACCAGAUCCAACAGUGGGAACAGAAUCUUGAGCGCUUCAACAUGGACCUUUUCCGCAUGCGCUGCUACCUGGCCAGUCUGCAGGGCAGCGAGUUACCCAAUCCCAAGAGCCUCCUGGCCACGGCCAGCCGCCCAACCAAAGCUGCACUGGCCCGACUGGGAAUCUUCUCCGUCUCCUCCUUCCACGCACUGAUCUGUUCCAGAGACGAGGCCACAAUGCGAAAGCGUUCUCUGUCUCUCUCCCAUCGCGGUCGCAGUAAGAAAGGGGUCUUUUCAUCCCUGAAGGGCCUGGAUACUCUUACCAAGCGAGGUCAUGAAAAGAAGCCUUCUGUCUCUCAGGAUUUCAGUGAUUUGAGCUGCUGUUCUUACAGUGGUCUUCCUCAGGUCUUUGACAGUGAUGUUGGAGGACAUCUAAACACCAUUCCUCCUUGUAGUUUUAAGCGGUUGGGUAGUUUGGCUAAUGUUUACUCAGUCAUGCCACCUGAAGGCAGCCAGUGGGAUUGCAGCCAGGAAAACACAACAUGCGUCUAUAUGCCAGAUUACCAGACGGUUACGGUUCUUCUGAAAAGUCAUCACACUGUCAUGGAUGUCUUGGCUGAGACCUGCAGGGUCAUAGGCCUGGACCCCAGCAUGCACUGUUUACGGCUGAGAAGGUGUGUGGGAGACAUAAUGGAGGUAUCAACACCAUCAGCUGUUGAGCUUCUGCAGAACUUGUCAUAUGAUGAACUGGAGGUCUGCCAACUGAGCGUCUACACUCUGCACAUGUCUAGACCCAGUCUAACUGGUGACUUUGGCUUUGCUGUUACAGGCUAUGUAGACAACCUCAAAAACAGCCGUAUCGUUGUCAGUGAAGUUCUCCCUGAUGGGCUUGCUUUCAGCGAAGGUCUGAGGCCUGGUGAUGAGAUCGUGGUUCUGAAUGGUUGUGAGGUGUCUUCUCUGGACCUGGCUCUGAUACAGACUUUAUUCAGCGAUCAGAGUCUGCAACUGACCGUGAAACGUCAUCCGCCCUCCAUUCGGCACAAUUCAGACACUGCAAACACACAGUCUCUGCGUAGGGAUCACCUCCAAAACCACCAAAGAGCCAAGUCCUCAACAGAUGUGUCCUGUGUGGCAGACGUCUUAGGCUUGGUUGUAGAUGAUGGUCUUCAGGAUUCAUACAACAACCAUCGAACAGUUCAGCACAGCAAGAGUGUGGAUACAGUGUGUUCGCUGUACAACUCCUUCCAGGAAGGCUCUGGGGGUCUGAUGGAGGGCCAGGAAGAGCAAACGGGGCCAGAGGUCCCCAUGCUCAGGCCCUGUCCGCGUCACAUGUCUGCCACAGAGAGACUGCGAAAGGUCAUCCAGGAAUUAGUGGACACAGAAAAAUCCUAUGUAAAGGACCUGAACUGCCUGUUUGAAAUUUACCUGAAGCCCCUACAAAAGGAGACCUUUCUCACCCAAGACGAGAUGGAAAGUCUUUUUGGCAGCCUUCCAGAGAUGCUGGACUUCCAGAAGGUUUUCCUGCAGACCCUGGAGGAGAAGAUCAGCUCCUCCCCCAACUUCCACACGCUCGAGACCCCUGUGCAAUUCAAGAAGCUGCUCUUCUCACUGGGUGGUUCGUUUCUGUAUUACGCAGAGCACUUCAAACUUUACAGCGGCUUUUGCGCCAACCACAUUAAAGUGCAGAAGGUUCUGGAACGAGCCAAAACAGAUCGAUGCUUUAAGGAGUUCCUCAAUGCAAAGAAUCCCACCAAGCAGCACUCGACCACACUGGAGUCCUACCUCAUCAAACCAGUGCAGAGAGUGCUGAAAUACCCCCUGCUGCUCCGCGAGCUGGUGUCUCUGACGGACACGGACAGUGAGGAACACUACCACCUCACAGAGGCACUUAAGGAAAUGGAGAAAGUGGCAAGCCACAUAAAUGAGAUGCAGAAGAUCUACGAAGACUAUGGUGCAGUAUUUGACCAGCUGGUAUCAGAGCAAAGUGGCGCUGAGAAAGAGGUCUCAGAGAUUUCCAUGGGACAGUUCCUCAUGCAUUCCUCUGUGAUUUGGCUCAACCCGUUCCCAUCACUGGGCCGUAUGAAAAAGGACCCUGAGCUGACUGUUUUUGUUUUUAAGAGAGCUGUGAUACUGCUGUACAGGGAGAACAACAAAGUGAGAAAGAAGAUGCCAACUUCAAGAUCAGCCCAUGGAGAUCAGGAUCCAUUCAAGUUUCGUUGGCUCAUCCCCCUGUCGGCACUACAGGUCAGACUGGGCAAUACUGCAGACACAGACUGCAUCUGGGAGCUGAUCCACACCAAAUCCCAGAGAGAGGGCAGGCCGGAGACGGUGUUCCAGCUGUGCAGCAGCACUCCAGAGUGCAAAGUCAUCAUCAUCAGGGUGAUGCGUUCCAUCCUGCGGGAGAACUUGCGUCGAAACAUGCAAAGAGUUGAGCAACAUUCUGAGAGAGUCUGUAAAAAGAGACUCACCCCCCUUCGGAAAACGUUGCCAGCUUCUGCUAAGCUAGGUUCUUCUCGAGGAUUUUGGCUCUCUAAACUGCCUAUAAAUGACAGUCCCAACCCCAGCAAUGAUCCAUUGAGGCCGUCUCUACCAGAUUCAGAUUCAGCCAGUGUGAGCAGUGGAAACACCAGCAGUGCCAGCGCUCCUCUGGAUCCGCAGAGCGACCUCAAGGAAUCCAGCAUCAUCAGUGAUGAGGACCACGACCAGCAGGAGUGGCUCGAUCCCAGUGCCAUCGAGGCCCAGUUCUGCAGGCUUCGGGUGACCGAGGACUCCCAGACUCCUGCGCCCCGUGUGCAGCCGGAGAGCGCAGAAGUGGACUCUCCUGAAAGACGGCCUUCUAUAAAGCGAGCUCACUUCGGCGCAGUCAAGCGUAAGUCUGGCAGAGGCACGGGUAGCCUCAGACGCAGCCAGGCGGACCUAGUGAACAUGCGUCGACACAGCCACUCGUUGGACAGCCAGACCGAGGUGAUGGCGAAUAACGUGGAUCUUAACUCACUACUGGAGAAGGAGUUCAGCGUGCAGAGCCUGACCUCUGUGGUCAACGAGGAUUUCUUCUAUGACAACACCACAGAGGCAAAGAACGCGACAGCUUCAUAGAACAAAGAUUAGCAUGUGUUCAACACCUUGAUCUAGUGUGGAGCCACAUUAUCCCAUGCCUUUCCAAAGUUAUCAGACGAUUUAGGGAAGCACCUGAAGGCCAGUCUUUUUUCUAUUGUGGAGCCACAGUUUGACAGACCUUUAUUAAAAAUGGCAUUAAGCGUCGAGUAAUUCUCCAUGAUCCAUAGCACUAAUGUACUGAACUGCCCACAUAGCAACUGUUUUGCACCAGAGAACCAAAUUACUGGUCUUGGUUAUGCUGUGUAAGAAGGGCAAAGGCAUGUGUGUUUUCCCACACACGCACACAUAUAUUAAGAGCUAUCCAACUACAGAACCGAAUUUGGUCAGGUUUUUGAUUUUGCCUUGUGUUUUGGACAAUACAUACAUUUCUUGCUUUAAAUAUAAGCAUUGCUUCUAUUAUGGAUUUGCUUUGUAUAAAAUGUUUUAUUUAUUAGCAAGUUUUUAUAAAUAUAUAUUUCAUUUUAAUAGGAAUCUAAAAGGUUGGUUUAAGAAUCUGUCAGGAGAUUGAUGGUUUAACGAUAAUUUCUCCUUUGUUAUAACAAAGUGGUCAGCUGUAAACAUUCAAUCAGGAAUUUAAAUGUGCUAUGAUGGAAAUGUACCUCGAAAAUAAAGCCUGCAGUUGUCCUUUUUCUAGAAUGUUCAAA